This is a messenger RNA of Venturia canescens, 8200 nucleotides long. It is a transcript of the gene Dark, whose product is annotated as Death-associated APAF1-related killer. Gene Ontology annotation, molecular function: ADP binding; protein binding. The record is from RefSeq and is a predicted model, not a curated record. Gene Ontology annotation, biological process: regulation of apoptotic process. Lineage: Eukaryota; Metazoa; Arthropoda; Insecta; Hymenoptera; Ichneumonidae. The transcript is spliced from 15 exons. Bases 328 to 4530 code for a protein of 1400 amino acids.
UCAGAUGCUAUUCCCGCAGCGUUGACGGAUCUGUUUUUUCUUCUUUUUGUUAGCAAAAUAUAUCAUACUCAUAACAAAGACUGUGACAAUUGUAGGCUCGCGUCGUAGUUCAUGAUGUGAAUUGACAAUAAAAGUAUCAUCGUGCUGUGAACGUACAGAAAAACGCAGGGAAAAAACACUGUUCCAGGACGACAGGAACGAUUUAAAGCAGUCUGCGAGAGAUAAAGAGUCUGCUAAAGAACUGCGAGAGAGGGAUAGGAGCAGCCAAACGUCAUUUUUCUCGCUUAUACAAAACAUCCUCGGAAUUUUACAACUAAAAAAUCGACAAUGGAAAAAUCACAUCGUGAUAUUCUUCGAGCUUUGCGAAGUAAAAUAAUCGAGGACUUGGACGUACACAAUGCCAUUCUGUCGACUCUCAGUGACGAAUAUGUGCUACAAUCUGAGGACAUCAAAAAAAUUGAAUCAGGAGUCACUCCACAGCAGAGAGCACAGAUUUUACUCGAUAUAUUGCCAAGUUGUGGCCCUCAUGCUUUUGAUAUAUUUCACGAAGCCCUGAAUCAUCAUUAUUGGUGGCUGUACAAAGAUAUAAACAAAAUGUUGGGCCCCAAAAAUGGAGAAACAAUGGAAAUUAUUCGUACACCCAGUCCCGGAUCACCGAAUUUACCACCUCAGCCUUCGACGAACAUCCCUAGAGAAGCAAAGGACUCUUAUACCACGGCACAAUUGAAACGUGCGCUUCAGAAGAUCGAACCAGGAGGUUAUUUAGUCUUACAUGGUAUGAAAGGAUUUGGUAAAUCAUGUUUAACUGCAAAUACCCUGAAGGACACAACAUUAGUAAAAACCCUAUUCACCAACAAAGUUUAUUGGAUAAAAUUCGGUUACGAGAGAUUGAUCGAUGACGAAAUUUUGAUUCAGCUAAAUUUUCUUUACCAUCAAGUGAGAAAUACUGAUCCUCUGAGCACGAACGUGCACUCGGAACCUCUCAAAGAACAGCUCAUUCACUCGCUCAAAAAUCAUUUUGGCAAACCCGAAAAUUGCAACUCUUUGCUCAUUCUCGAUGACGUUGUGAGCAAAAAAAUCAUAGAUGUCUUCGACUUCCAUUGUAAAACUUUAGUUAUUACGACUGACAGUGAUUUGUUAGAGGGGAAAAAACGCGAAAUCAUAGAGAUGAAAGAUGGCUUUACCGAAGAGGAAAGUGUCAAACUUUUUGCAAAAGUGUUACAAGUCGAUGUACGGGAAUUGCCGCCAGAGGCAAAAAAAAUUCACAAGGAAUGCAACGGAAUGCCAAUUUUGAUAGCAAUGUUUGCCGCUAGCUUUGAAGAUUUUCAACACGAUAUGCAGGUGAAUUCUGAAAGGUGGCGUUAUUACUUAGAUGCACUGCGUAAAAAAGAUCCGUCAAACAGGGUAAUGGAACAAUUCUUGGCGAAGCAAGAAGUCAUUUUCGAAAUAUGCAUCAACCAACUGAAAAAUGAUGUUAAAAAUAAGUAUGAAGCAUUGGCCAUUUUCAGUGAAGGUGUUAACAUAAUGCCUGAGACCCUCUCAAUUCUGUGGGGCGGCGAAAGAUUCGCGGUGGAAGAGCAAAUGGUGAAUUUGUGUCACAAGUCGCUCGCCGCAAAGCACUGGAACGCAGAUCUUAAGAGCUACGUGUACGGAGUACAUGAUUUGUUGCUGUGUUAUUUGCGAAAAAAGCUCGGUCCGGAGAAUUUGCGUAAUUUGCAUCGAUCCUUCGUUGAAAAAUAUCGAGCAUAUUGCAAAAACGAUUUUUCCAAAUUGCCAAACGAUAACUACAGUUACUCGUACAUUGGACAUCACAUGGAGCAAGCGGGAUUGCACAUUGAAUUUCCCCGAUUGUAUCUCGACUUGAAUUUCAUUAGAGAGAAGAUCUCCAAUACUGGAUUGAGCGACUUGUUGAUAGAUUUGAGGAAAUAUAGAAAAUUGAUAAUCAAUGACGAUCCUAAGAUCGAGGAAAAAGUGGUGGACUUGGAAAACUUUUUGGAAAGUCGAGCCGGCCCGAUCGCCGAACAGAGACAACGCAAGUGCCUCGAUUUGAUACAAAUCGGCAUGAAUUAUACAACGAAAAAAUACAUUUAUGAAAAGACUCGUGAAUUAGCUAAUUUGGAUAGUACGAAAUUGUUCGUAACGCACGACGGUCCUGUUUUCACGUUGUCUUCGUGCGACGAGAUUCGUCCGGGAGCUCAAUCCGCUUUUUUCACUGACAAUCCUCACAAAAUUCUUAUUGGAAAUUGUUGUGGUCAGGUAAUUUUGUGGGAUUGCGAUUCUCGCCUGCACAACGCUUUCAGUGGUCACACCGAAAAUUCGCCGAUCAUUAAAAUCAUCGUUUCCUGUAACAAUGAUUACUUUCUCACGCUCUCUCAACACGGACAUAUCCAACAUUUCGAUCUCAACGAAGACGACAGUGACCGGGAGGUUCAAAGUCCUCGGGAAAAACAACAGCAUUGGAAAAGCAUGUUCGGCGACAAGGCACCCAGAGUUCAGGGACUAUUUUCUAUUGAUAAGGAAACCAUUACCGACAUGGCACUCUCCCAAAAAGAUGGGCGAUUAGAUCGUAUUGGCGUUUGCACCGAUAAAGGAACUAUCAGGGUAUGGUCGAUCGAUGGAGUAAUUAUUUAUACCAACAAAGAAGAAAAACACUCUUUCGUGCAAAUCGCGUUCACGAGGAACGGUGCAAUGCUCCAUUUGAUGGACAAAGAGGGUUUACUGAUGAUUUACGUCCAGGAGAUCGACAGUAAAAUAACAUCUUAUUCUUACGUUUCGAUGUGGAAUGCAAAGAUUAAAAGGGAGAGCGAAGUAGUGUUCUUAGGACCUGUUCCUCGGACCGAGAGAGCGAUGAUAGUGGUUACUGAUUCAACAGCCGUAUGGAUCAAAUGGGAAGAAUCAUAUGCCGGAAAUUAUGCGAAUUCGGUCAUCCAAGUUCACAGCUUCAUGAAACGCGCUAUAGCCGACGUUGACCCUCGCGAAACCCGUUUUACAUCCGCAACACUCACUUACGACGGAAAAUAUUUAAUUACCGCUGAUUCCAAAGGCUCUGUUAACGUUUGGAACGUCAAGGGUGGUUGGGAACCUCUCGCCACUUUUAAUGGUCACGUAACCUCGUUGGAUACUUAUUGUCAAGGGGAAGACAAUCACUUGAUUUGCGGUUGCGGAAAAAACGUAAUUUACAGAUGGGAGUUGGCUUUGGAAGAGCUGCGAAAAUCCGUGCGAAAACCACUUUUUGACGCUGUCAUGAAUACCGUGGAACAAGAAAAUAUUAUUGCAAAGGAAGUUCAUACGAGCCGAGAGUCGCAGCCGCCCACAAACGAAGUAACCGUAAACCUUUAUCACGGUGAUUCGUUAAUCGCAAAAACCAAACCCGUCCAAGGAAGCAUCAUCCGACUCAACCUCAAUUCUACCGGUGAUAAAAUUCUCUACGUCACCGACAAGAGGUUGGUGAUGCUUUUCGAUGUUGAAACAAAAACGACGACGAACCUCUUGGAAUUGGAAUCAACGCCGGGGAUUGUUACCUUUGUCACCACUGCUGGUUCAACUAUUGUAGUGUGCGGCGAAAAUAACGAUUUGAAGAUAAUAUUUGGCAAAGUUGAAGCCCUUGUAGAAGAUACGGGACACGUAACAUCGAUUUCCACGAUUGACAACGAUUACGUAGUGACGAUAGCGCGAAAUGGGAUGAUCAAAUUCUGGUGUGUCCACGAGACGAAUUGGACCCUCUUGAGUUUCUCGCAGCUCUGUACUGAGAGCGAGAGUGUCUGCUAUAGCAGUUUUAACGUGAAGAAGAAUUUGCUCGGUUUGUUGAAAGGAAACGAUCAAAUGCUCAUUUACGAGGUUACCAGAGACGAUACGACCAACCCUCCAAUCUUCAAGACUGAAGAAUACGUCAGGUUUUCGUACAAUCAGAAAUUGACUUGCUGCGAAUUUUCCAAGGAUGACUGUUACUUGGCGACUGGUCUAGAAAACGGCGAUAUAUCGAUCUUCGACGUGAACCAACGCUGCGAAUUAACUCGCCUGGUGCUUCACGGCAACGGAGUGCGGGAGCUCCAUUGGGCGCCGAUAAGUCACGGAGCACCCAUAUUGUUGUCAGUGAAUUGUGACGAGUUGGCGUGGUGGAACGUGGCGUUAGUGAACGAGGAGAAAAAGGAGAAUCGUCUUGGCCGCAUGGGAAUGUCGCGAAGUACGUCAAGUCUUGGUAUUAGUCCGAGGUCAAGUAUGAAACUAAGUAAAUCAAUGGGCGCUGAGGUUUCCAAUGGAAUUGCCUCUUUGUCAAAAAACCCGGCGAACAGUGUCGUGUCGAGCCUGGGAAAAAGGGAAAACGGCCACCGAAACGGUAAUAUUGAUCCAAAAACUUUUUGGAAAAACAAAGUCGCCAAAUAUCCGAACAAAACGGCCCUUUUGUCACUGGUCCCUUUGCCACCGAGCUGCAACUCCAAGAUUUGCGUAUCGGAUGAUUUCUGCCAAUUUUUGUCCAUUGAUAUUCAUGGUGUUGUGAGAAACUUCAAGUUUUACAAUUACGACGCUUAAUACGUAUGAAAUGCGUAUUUUUCAAUAUUCUAUACACUUCGUUAUGUUGCACGUAGAAAAACGUUGUGGAUGACAGAGAUAAAACGAAAAUUACAAGUCUUUUCUGAAGGCUCGAGAAUUUGAGUUUCGACAAUCUUAGAAUAAACGUUUCGUGGCAUUUUCCUUUCUGUGCGUUAAAUAAUCGAGGGUGAUUCGGACUUACUUAAUUUAACUUUGAUUAUUUGCUCAAUAUCAAUGAUACCGUAAGAACAAUCACGUAAAAAUUUAAUUUCGAACAAUCAAAUAUGCCUUGCUAACUUAAAAAUAUCAUUGGAAUUUGGAGACUGAGGUAUUUCAUAUGAGCACAAAAAACUUCAAGUUUUAAAAAAUUCAAUAACAACAAAUACGAGAAAACAAAACAUGGAAAUGUACUUUUUUAAAUCAUAAGUGCCUCUCUCUAAUAAAAAGUAUUAAUAGUCAGUCAUUCGGAUAAGAAUUUUUAUUGCUAAUUAGCAAUAAUAGUGAGAAAACACAAAAGACGGAGGAAAAAGAAAGGAUUAGUGUAAAUGCCACGAAAACGUGUGAUAAAGUUGUAUUUAAAUAACGCGCUGUGACCGAGUCGAAACGGGGAAAAUGAUGGAAAGUUUAUAUAAAAAAUUGUUACCAGUCAUGCUCGAGUGAUUUUCGUUUUAAAUCAAUUGCGAAGCUCAGUGAUAGAGAAUAAUUGAUCGUGCAUUAAAAUAAUCAUAUGGAAAUGAAAGAUAAAAAGGCAAUUAAAAUCACAGCAAUACGAAUGAGACUCGUUGGCUUGACAAAUAAUCAACGAUCUCAGUAAAUCAUGAAAUCACUUGGAUUCAUUAAAAAAAAAAAAAAGAGCAGUCAAACAAAAAUCAAUCGAAAAAAGCAAAAGCAUGUGUCACAAAUAGAUUUAAUUUUUUUUUAUAACGCAGAGUGAAUCCGAUGAUCGAUUAGCAACGUUUCCAGCAUUUAUUAUUAACUCUAAUCAUUCAGACACGACAUGACACGUAAUCAUGACAUCAAUAGAUCUUUUUACCCGUUUUUUUAAGGUUUCGAUAUUCCAUUACAGAAAAACAAUACCAGCGUUAUUAAUUUCAUUUAAUCAUCUUCAAAUCGUUAAGUUUUUGGCAUUCUUCUUGGUUACGCAAAGCUUAAUACGCUUUUGGCUUUCAAUGAUAUAUUCAGAAAGUGAGAAUUAAAUUUUUCUAUUAUUUUAUUUUACGAUUGCGCGAGUUUAUUUGAGGGUUACGACCAAAAAUUCAUUAAGUUCAAAAAUGUGUGGCGGAAAUAACAGGAGAACGAUUGGACGAUGAUUGUUUGAUUUAAUAAAAAUCACCAUUUUAACGACGCUGAAGUUUGCAACGUUGGUGUCUAACGAAAUUAACGAAAAUAACAUUUGUAAUUCACCAAGUUGCAAACUUCAGCGUCAUUCAUUUUAUGUAGAACAGUUGAUAUUUCAACAGUUACUUCAUCGUAAUGAGACUGACUCGUACGUACUUUCAUGGUUGUAUAAAAAAAGCAACAAGCAAUUGCUCACUGUUUAUUUUUAACGUAAUCUACGUUGCUACUACGUAUGCGAUUCACUCUGCAUAUACGUGCCUUAUCAAUAAACAUGUAAGUUUAGGGGAAAAAAUGAGGUAGAUUAUUGAAAAGCAGAAAUAUUUCACGCUCUUAAAGGAGUUUAGGAUAAUUUCCUCGUUUCGUCAAGUCUGCUCAGCUGUUUUUCUUCCACUCUUAACGACGGGACCGAGCAUACACUUUUUUUACGGUUUACGUACGCCAAUUCAUUGCCAACAAUUAACUAUUAAGCUCUACGAAAUAGUUCACAAAGAUUCAGAGUGUUCCAGAAAGUGUCUCGGAUUCAGAUUGGAGCUGAAUAAUAAAUGGGAUUUCCCAAAACAUGCAAUUUCUAUUAAAAAAUUUUAAUUUUUAUUCAAUCACAGUUUAUGCAUUUAACUGGCUGUUCUAUCAGAACAAAAAAUACUUUAGAAUUUGUGAUUUUUUAAAAUAAUUUUCUAUGAGUUCAUGAGAAAAUGUUCACUCUAUUUGUUUUUAAUAGAAUUGUAAUGUUUCUAUUAGAGCGUCGAUCCGAGCUGCUUUUUUCCUGGUCUUACGUUGAGCUUUUCGUCUGAUACUUCCUGCAAAUGCAUUUAAUAACUAUCAACGAUUCAGUCGUUGACAUCUCUACGAGACAAACUCUCAAUAGUGAUUUGCUCACAGUUGCUCGGUUUUUAUCGCUCGUUUUUAUUUUAUGAAGAAACUAAAGCUCAACAGGCAUGACACGUUGCGAUUACGCCAAUUUUAUUAUGAGAAUACACAGUCGUAUAAAUAAAAUAAAACCCCGGAUCUCAUCUGCAAAAAUCCAUAUCAGAUCUGGCCAAUUUUUUUUUCACAAAAACUUCACGGAUUGUUUCCAACUCUCUCGGUACUGAAUCAUCUGCAAUUUUUAUCAGAUUCCAGAAACUGGAUAAUCGCCAUUUUUUUAUACGAUGCAGUAUUUUUAAAAUCAAAAUCCGAAUCAUCCGAAAAUUGAAACAAAACAACCGCAGUAUUAGAACUGAAUGGUAACACAGUGUAAACGAAUGAUUUUCUGUCAAUUAUACUACCAAAUUGAGCUCUCGAUUCUUUUUUAAUGAAUUUUCGUUCAUACUCGCAUAAUUAAGCUGUAAGUUUUAUCGAUACCCCGCGAAGGAAUAAUGCAGGUUUUUAAUUUUUUUUUCCUGGAGCAAAAGCGGUGAAAAAUUCCAAGAAUAAUCAAUUUGUGUAAUAUUCAAAUAUUAAUUAGGCCGUCAGUGCAUUAUUUUUAGUCAAUUUAUAUAGGAAUAGGAAAAAACCGAAAAAUACAGAGAAAUAUGAUGUUGAGUGUUGCAUCAUUGGAACGCAACAACAUUUUGACUUUUUUUUCAAUAGGGCUCAGAAUUCAUUAACUAACCGUUAGGUUAGACUAUUUUUCCCAAGAACCGAAUUAUUCAAAAUUAAGAGAAUUAUCCUGCUAUUCAGAAAAGUAACAAACCGAACAUUCUUGCCUCCAAUGAUGCAAUUAUACCAUGAAAAAGUAAUCUUUACGAACACAAAAUUGAUGAGAAAGAAAGACAAAAAAAUUCAUAGAAAUAAGCAGCAAAUGCGAUCCUGAAGUUUGCAACGUUAGAGUCCAACGAAAUAAUGUAAAAAAAGCCUCUAAUAAUUCCAGUACUUCUCCAGUUUCAUUCCCUCCCAAAUUUGAAAUUCGUAGUUUUUCAACCUGCACCGAUACUUCGUGAAAUAAAAAAUUGGUGAAUCACAAAUGUUUUUUUCCUUCAGUUCGUUCGACUCCAACGUUGCAAACUUCAGCGUCGUGCAGCAAAUACAUAUAAUGAAUAUUCUUCCAUGUGAUAGCGAAAAGUUUUUGUACAUCGAAGGUGCAAUUGAUAGGAAAAGGAACAGGAAAAUCAUUCAUGGAGUCUCGCAUUGCCCAAAUAGUCUAUCGGGUUAGUGUAAUAAAAAAAAAAAACUCUUUUCAACCCUUGAAGUAUACGUAUGAAGUCAAAAUUAAUAACAACUAAAAAUUAUAUAUCAUUUUCUUUGAGGGUGGAACGUGAGUUGAUAGAAUACUAAGAAAUAUUGAUCGUUGAAAUUCUCCACCUUUUUUUCUGGACCAAAAAAUCUUUUUUUUUUUGUUUUAAAACAAAAGUUU